AUGAGUCCGACCGUUAUCCAUUCCGUCCUCUUGUUCGACGGCCAUAAAACUCAAUCCAACGCAACUGUCGUUUUCGAUUCGAACAGCGGCAAGAUCACAUCUGUCUCGACUGGUUCUGGCAGGGCUCAACACCCCCAAGGCGCAACCAUCAUUGAUGGGACAGGCCACAGUCUUCUUCCAGGACUGAUUGAGUCUCACAUGCACUGCCACCCCCUGCAUCUACCUCCAGGAUCUGACGAGUCGACAAUCUUGAGAUCUCCCCUGAAAUGCGGCGUCACCACCGUCUGCGACAUGCACUCUGACCUGGCAUCUGUACAAAAAUGGCGCACAGAGAUCGCCGAGGAACUUGCACAGGCCAAGAAAGGAGAUGGCACAGUCACUUUAUCUGACUUAAAAAGCUCGCUCUAUGGUGCCACUAUUGAGGGAGGGUGGCCAAAACCGAUCGUCCUGGCCGGUCAUCCGACCGAGGAGGUGAUUGAAAUGGUCAAGCAAUGGCCUAGUUUGACACCAGAGACUGCAGCAGAUUAUGUCAAGAACCACAAGGCGAACGGGGCAAACUAUAUCAAGCUAAUGCAGGAGAAUUGCUGUUCCCUCGCCAUCCCCACAAAUUCGAUACCAGUUGCCACCCUCGAGCUCCAAACCUCCGUUGUCAAGGCAGCCCAUGCGAAUGGUCUUCCGUGUGUUGGACAUGCACUGAGCGUUGACAUGACUGAGAUUGUCCUCAAAGCCGGAGCGGACGGUCUCACCCACACCUUCGUUGAUCAACCUCUCCCGCAGCACAUCAUCGACCUCUACAAAAAGACUGGCGCAUUUGUGAUUCCUACGUUAACUGUAUUGGCCAGCCUGACGGCCGAACUACAGGAUUGGAGGGAGCGGUUUGCUGAUCUGGCAUACAAAAAGGGAGUCAUUGACGAGGCGACCAAACAGAACAUGGUCGAAAUGCUCGGCAUGAAGGAUCCAGCCGCCAAGUUGGAAUAUGCACUGAACACAGUGGCAAAAUUCAAGAAAGAAGGCAUCGAUGUCGUUGCGGGGACAGAUGCCGUAGCAGGUCUAAAGGGCACUGGAAUCGGCCCCAGCCUGUGGAUGGAGCUGGAGUUGUACACUCAGAAAUGCGACUUCACCAUCCCGGAAGCUUUGAGCUCUGCAACGGCAGUAGCCGCGAAGAGAUUUGGCUUCGCCGAUCGUGGAGAAGUAACAGAGGGUAAACGGGCCGAUCUUGUCCUUGUGAAAGGAAAUGUCACCGAGAGGCUGCAGAACCUGUGGGAAGGCGAGGGUAUUGUCGGAGUGUGGAAAGAGGGCCUCAAGGCUGCUUAG
This is a messenger RNA of Fonsecaea multimorphosa CBS 102226, 1314 nucleotides long. RefSeq lists its product as uncharacterized. Gene Ontology annotation, molecular function: hydrolase activity, acting on carbon-nitrogen (but not peptide) bonds. The transcript is spliced from 2 exons. NCBI's taxonomy places the organism in Eukaryota, Fungi, Ascomycota, Eurotiomycetes, Chaetothyriales, Herpotrichiellaceae. The coding region runs from base 1 to 1314 and encodes 437 amino acids. The record is from RefSeq and is a predicted model, not a curated record.